AUGACAGACACCAUCGAAGAACUCCCCCGACUCAACGCCGCAAUUGGCAGAGUAUCAAAGGAAGUCCUGGCAGUUAUGCUGACGGUACUCUGUGAGAAGAACCCAACCGCCAGGGAUUUUGUAAAAGGGCACCUUUUCGUGGACGAAAACGAAGUCCCUCAACCAGGGACGCCGCCUAUCUUCGAGUCCGAUACCGAAGACACUGACGACGAAGACAAAGAGAAUGUUAAACGCCCCUUGACGACUACGACCACCGGUCCUUAG
Molecule: messenger RNA, 264 nt
Organism: Penicillium cataractarum
Lineage: Eukaryota; Fungi; Ascomycota; Eurotiomycetes; Eurotiales; Aspergillaceae
Exons: 1
Coding region: 1-264 (87 amino acids)
Source: RefSeq, a predicted model, not a curated record